AUGUCAAAAUUCUCUAAUUACCUUCGUUUACCUUCGUUAAAUGGAUUUCCAAUUAAAACUGUUAAAGCCGGUACAGGAGAUAAUGUAGAUCGUGAUACAAGUCACACUGUAACCAGUAGAGAUUCUU
Dentiscutata heterogama is the source of this 127-nucleotide messenger RNA. Lineage: Eukaryota; Fungi; Glomeromycota; Glomeromycetes; Diversisporales; Gigasporaceae. The record is from the annotation of a GenBank genome assembly.